GGACUCCUCCCCUCCCCCGCCCUCCUCCCUCUUCCCGGCUCUGGCUCAUCCGCCUGCUCGGGCCUCGGUCCCCCUCCCAGAGCCCCCUCCCCGCAGUGCGGCCCACCGGAGGGCCCUCUCCCGCCCUCAGCCCAACCACCCGCCGGAACAGCAGCUCGGGGGCAGCCCCCCGCCAGUCCGCCUCCCCCCGUCUCAGCCCUGCCCGAGCCCUCCUCCCGGCCAUGAACCUCUUCCGAUUCCUGGGAGACCUCUCCCACCUCCUAGCCAUCAUCUUGCUGCUGCUCAAAAUCUGGAAGUCCCGCUCGUGUGCCGGGAUUUCAGGGAAGAGCCAGGUCCUGUUUGCUGUGGUGUUCACUGCCCGCUACCUGGACCUGUUCACCAACUACAUCUCACUCUACAACACAUGCAUGAAGGUGGUCUACAUAGCUUGUUCCUUCACCACUGUCUGGAUGAUUUAUAGCAAGUUCAAAGCCACGUAUGAUGGGAACCAUGACACGUUCCGAGUGGAGUUCCUUGUUUUUCCCACGGCUGUCCUCGCCUUUCUGGUCAACCAUGACUUCACUCCUCUAGAGAUCCUCUGGACUUUCUCCAUCUACCUUGAGUCCGUGGCCAUCUUGCCGCAGCUGUUCAUGGUGAGCAAGACUGGCGAGGCGGAGACUAUCACCAGCCACUACCUGUUCGCACUGGGCGUCUACCGCACACUCUAUCUCUUUAACUGGAUCUGGCGCUACCACUUCGAGGGCUUCUUCGACCUCAUCGCCAUCGUGGCUGGCCUGGUCCAGACGGUCCUCUAUUGCGACUUCUUCUACCUCUACAUCACCAAAGUCCUCAAGGGGAAGAAGCUGAGCUUGCCCGCAUAGCCCUGGUCCCCGCCAGCCCAGCCCUCUCCUGGGUGGUGAUGCACCAGCAGUGGAGAAGAGGGAGGGAGCGAGACAGCGCCUUCCCAUCAAGAAGUGACUUUACAGAACCCGCCUCUCCCCACUCCCCAUCCUCACUCCUGCUGGGUUUGGGGGGCGGUGGAGGACCCAAGUCGGGGGGAACUCAGGACCUGGGCUGUUUGUACUUUUCUGCCUUUUAGAGAAGACAAAAAAAAUUUUUUCCACUAGUUUUUGAUUUUGAUGAGUCCUUUCCCUUCUACUCUCUGGCCCCAAUUUUUAUAAACUGUUUUUGAGUGUCCUGUGAGCAGGGCCGGGGCCAGAGACCUUCUCCCUCCCCGGGCCCCUGUGCCCUUCCAGCCCCCAGCCCCCCUUAGCAGUUGCCAAACCCUAAUCUGCCAACCCGCCUGACCCCGCCCCUCCGCGGUGGUCCUUGGGUGGGGGGCGGCAGGCGGGGAGGGAGGGAGGCCCAGGAAGGUCUCCCCAGAGUUUUCAUAAUAACUUUUUCCAGAAUUUGGGUUUUUGGUCUUGUCUUGGUCUUUGACAAAUUAGGGGGUUUCUGGCUCAGACUCGGGAAGGGGCCGGCCCGUGGGUUCCCACAGCUCUAGCGCCACGUUUUUGUACAGAAUUUGAUGGUUGAUUCUUUGUUCUCUUGAAAUAAACAGAGGAAAAUGAUACCCUC
Messenger RNA from Heterocephalus glaber (naked mole-rat), 1557 nucleotides. It is a transcript of the gene Kdelr1, whose product is annotated as KDEL endoplasmic reticulum protein retention receptor 1. Gene Ontology annotation, biological process: protein retention in ER lumen. Gene Ontology annotation, molecular function: ER lumen protein retrieval receptor activity. Lineage: Eukaryota; Metazoa; Chordata; Mammalia; Rodentia; Bathyergidae. Gene Ontology annotation, cellular component: membrane. The record is from RefSeq and is a predicted model, not a curated record.